Messenger RNA from Trypanosoma rangeli, 1101 nucleotides. RefSeq lists its product as uncharacterized. The record is from RefSeq and is a predicted model, not a curated record. The transcript has a single exon. NCBI's taxonomy places the organism in Eukaryota, Euglenozoa, Kinetoplastea, Trypanosomatida, Trypanosomatidae. Bases 1 to 1101 code for a protein of 366 amino acids.
AUGUUUCUUUUAGAUGCCAUGCGGCACGCGGAGUGCUCUAUUUGCCUCCAGACACUCAGUCUUAGUGCGGGUGGGUCACCAUCCCCAUCAAAUGGCGGGUCACCGGCGAAGAAGUUGCCGAGUCCUCCACGUGCCUCACCAGUGCCACGGCACGCAGAGUCGCGUUUGGACGAGGGAGAGUUUCAAAUCACCUUUGCACCCGGCGUGUCCCGAAGCCACACCGCCGAUGAUGUGAUGACGUUUAUUACUGCGCUCGACGCGUACCACCGCGCGGUGAAGAAAGGCAGUCGCCACAGCCGUGCCAGUAGGGAUGCAGGCGGCGGGUUGUUGUCUUGUGGAGCGGAGCAGGGGAUUGUAGUAUUGCCGUGUGGACACCUGCUGCACUUUCUCUGCGCCAUUCAGCUGCACGAGUACAGCAAUAGUCCCACGUGUCCCAUUUGCCGUCAGGCGCUAAAAAAAACAGAGGACUACGUCUUGUUUGUCCCCCGCCCACGUCCAACGCUCACUGAGCGGAGCAUGGCCGUUGAUGGCGAGGGCAACACGUGUGAGAGCAAUAGAAGUGAGGAGGGUGGGGGCGACGAAGUGCAGUUUGCUGGCGAGCGGUGCGUGGCCCCGUCGGAGGCGUACCGGUCUCACAUUCAACGGGAAGCGGACGAACUGAGGCGGCGACGUCGCAAUUUGCGGAGCCGCGAGCAUUUUCUUACGAGCAGCCGGGACCAGUUAGAGGAGCAGUGCAUCUCGCUAGAGCAGUCCGCGAGUGACGCCCGACGCCGGUACGAUGUGUUGACGCGGCAGGGGACUGUGGGGUUGGAUCGUCUCAAGGAACUUCGCGAUGUGGUGCUCAAGACGCACACCUCGAUGGAGCAACUGACGUUGCAACUUGCCAGCCUGCUGCGACAGCAACGCGACGUCGAUCAGCAGCUGGAGAAAUACAGCCAAAGGUUGCAGCGUGGGCGAUUGAACAGGCGGAGAGAGUCCACAGCAGACGGUGAAGGCGGAGGUGUCACGCGAGAAGACUACGCAGCGUCGCCGCUACAGAAAAAACGAGUGGAAAGACCCAUGGCAGGGGCACUGUUUUCAUAUUACGUCUCUCGCGACUAA